AUGGUCGAACUGCGAAAGGUGCUCGGGGAAAUGUCCCUCGCCAACGAGCAGCUUCGGGCCAUGGUGAAAGAGCUGCAGCAAGAGCUGGUGAUGCUGCGACAGCGUACCGUGGCCAACGAAGAUAUGGCCCGGGAGGAGCGGAAGCUGGCCCGCGAAGAAUUUAAGCUGGCGCAAGAGAAAUUCCACCAGGAGCUGCAGUGGAAUAAGGACCAGGCCCGCCAGUGGUAUGAAGAGACGCAGCGUCUCAGAGGCGAGCUGGCAAAGGAGACUGCGUGCCACCAGGAGUUGCUGGCACAGAUGCUUGGUUGCGGCGGUAACCAAGCUCUGCAACCGCAGCAGCAGGCGACAUCGCAGAGCUCCCUGCAGCAACGGCAACAGCAGCAACAACAACAGCAGCAGCAGCGGAUGACGUAUGCUAACGUGGCGGCCGAGACAUCCGGCACGCAGGCUUCCCAGGGCGGUUCUUGGACAGUGGUGGGGCCUCGUAAAGCACCGCAGAAGUCGCAGCAGCAACAACAACAGCAGCAGCUGGCCAAGCCGCGACCACAAUCUGCGGCGGCGAAGCAUUCGGUCGAGAUGGCAAGCACAUCGAGCGAUGAGGACGAGGACGACCUGGAAUGCACGGUCGUGGCAGCCUCAGAGAGGAAGGAGCAGCUGGAGGAGACAGCCUCAUCAUUGCCGGCGCGCGCGACGCAGGUGGAAGUUGCGAGCCAGCUACAGUUAGCUGCGUUGCUCGAGCAGCUAAAGAACCGCGACGAGCAGGUUGCGGCCAUGCAGGCCAACAUGAGCAGAAUGACAGCGCAGCUGUCGGAGCUCAUUGCUGAGCUCUCCAGCACACGCAAGGAGCUGGAGAUGUAUCGCCAAGGGCAGGCGUAG
This is a messenger RNA of Anopheles moucheti, 876 nucleotides long. Its product is annotated as antigen LPMC-61-like. Lineage: Eukaryota; Metazoa; Arthropoda; Insecta; Diptera; Culicidae. The record is from RefSeq and is a predicted model, not a curated record. The transcript is spliced from 4 exons. Bases 1 to 876 code for a protein of 291 amino acids.